Molecule: messenger RNA, 1044 nt
Organism: Auanema sp. JU1783
Lineage: Eukaryota; Metazoa; Nematoda; Chromadorea; Rhabditida; Rhabditidae
Source: the annotation of a GenBank genome assembly
AUGAUAAUAAUACUUGUUAUUUUCUUUGUUCAUUCAACUUUCGGACAAUUCACUUCGCAAACCUAUCCUGAUCCUCGCUUGGAUCCUUUAUCAUGUCGUUUGGCUCUUCCAUCACCUGUUUGUGAUCCAUCAGCCGUGGUUACUGAUGAAGAACGUGCAAAUCUCAUUAACAAAGUUAAUCAGCUUCAAUCAGUAACACGCGGAAUUCGUAACACAUCUCCUGCUUGUGUUCUACAACCAGAAAAGAACAUGGAGAUAAUCAUCGCCAUCGUUGAUAAGAUCGGUAACAUCCCAGGUGCACCAGUCGAUAUUGAAAAGUUCGCCAACAAUCUCAAGCGCCGUUAUCAGAAUUUCCAAGAUAUCUCAGUUUGUGACACAACCAUCCUCAUCGUCAAUUCUAGACAAGAUCGACAGGUAUUCACCGUUGCUGGAAGAGAUGCUCGAAUUUCAAAAGAAACAUUGAAAAAUGCAUUCGAAAGGAAUAUUGCUCAUUUCAAAACUGGACGCUAUGCUCUAGGCCUUGAAGGAAUGAUUGAGGUUAUUGUUGCAGCAUACACUAAUGCUCAUAUUGUCCAAAUACCUUCACAGGAGAACUUCCGACCAGAAUCCAAUUUUGUCCCCAUAACAUCAGAGCCACAGCCAUUCAGGGCAGCAGGAAUCCCCAACAGUGUGCAGCCAGCUAAGAAGAACUUCGAGAUAUCCGAGCAGAUUGAUGAGAAAGAUCAAGUUUGGGUUACCAUCAUGCAACAAGCCUUGGCCAGAUGUGGUCAGGACACCACCAACCUUUCUAAGCACGUGAAAGCUGUAGUUGAGGAAGCUAUGAGCAUUUCUUUGAAACUCAUCUCUGAUACUCGUUAUAACUCAAUCGAAGAAGAAGUUGAAACUAACAAGGACGUCUUAGGAAUUAGAGACAGAGCUUGGGAGACAGCCAAAACAGAAUUCAUACUUCCUCUUUUCAACAGAUAUAAGAAUACAAUCCUCAACAACUCCAACAAUCAGUGUCCUUCAUCAGCUUCUUCAUUUCAAAGAAAGAGAAGAGUAUGA